AUGACUUCCUCCAUUCCAGUGCCAUCCGCCGAUUUCGUCCAUCACGGAGCAGCUCCUGCAGAGUGCCCCUAUGACCCCUUCUCCACCUGGACGGCUCCUUCCUUUGCGCUGCCUGUGCAGCCAUGGGUGGCUGCGGUGCAAGGAGGGCGGGUGGCUGAUCGUGGCCUACGCACCAUGCGUGGAGGAGAGGCCCGGAAGGCUGCGGAGGAGAAAGUUUUCGGCGCCAGGCUGGGCUUUGUGGUGAUGAGGUUGCGAAGAGCCUCCACCGAAUGGCUCAAGCAGCAGAGGAGGCUGUGCAAAGCACAGCUACCGGAGCUGCACGCCGCGGCCGAGAAGAUGUGGAAGGAUGAACUGGCGAAGGGACUGCCGACGGCUGAGAGUUUUGAAUCAGCUUCAGAGGAUGAGUUCGAGGAGUGUGAAACAAUGUCCCCAAGCUCCAGCAUCAGCGACAGUGUGCCGCCUUUGUUCGACGAUGUGGAGGAUCCAGUGAAGCACAUCGAUCGAGCAAAACUGCGCAGCAUGAAACAGGCUUUUGUGCUUGCAAUGUGCAACAGGCCUUCGAUUGGCUCGAAGUGCUCGAGCUCUGGUGUCGACUUUCCCAUUGCCCUGAGGUCUGCAGGUCUUGAAGAAUCUGCAGCGAGCUGGCCGGCGGGACCUGCCUGGAAGGCCCGAGUUGGCAGCAAUGCCAGGGAUGUUUUCCAGCCGGGGCCGGCCUCCGGACCUAGGGCGAGGCUCUUGUGGAAGACCUUCUGCGAAUGCUUCGAAAGCCAAGAGUUCUUUACGACUGAGGCUGGUGGUGGCGUGGCCUUGCUUGGGGACCUUCAAGAGCCCCUUCCAGACGGCGAAUUUGCAUUUGUGCAACCGUUUCACAGCAGGCUGGGCAAUCCGAUCGACUGUUUGGUCUAUGUAAAGCAUAUUGAGCUUGACGGCUGCCCUUAUCUUCUAGCUCUGCACUCAUACUUGCCGAACGACUGCAGCCUUGAGGACGAAUUCUGCAAGUUAGGUUCGCAACUUGACGAAGUCAUCUCCGAAUUGGCCUCCGAGUUCUUCUAUUAUGCCGCAAUGCGGCGCCAGAGGACUUGCCGUGAGAGCCGUAGCAGUACAGCGGGGAUGCAGUGA
This is a messenger RNA of Effrenium voratum, 1119 nucleotides long. The record is from the annotation of a GenBank genome assembly. Lineage: Eukaryota; Dinophyceae; Suessiales; Symbiodiniaceae.